Messenger RNA from Arvicola amphibius (Eurasian water vole), 1017 nucleotides. RefSeq names its product glycosylphosphatidylinositol anchored high density lipoprotein binding protein 1 (gene Gpihbp1). The record is from RefSeq and is a predicted model, not a curated record. Bases 239 to 922 code for a protein of 227 amino acids. Gene Ontology annotation, molecular function: acetylcholine receptor inhibitor activity. NCBI's taxonomy places the organism in Eukaryota, Metazoa, Chordata, Mammalia, Rodentia, Cricetidae. The transcript has 6 exons.
ACAGGGAGACUUCUUAACAGAUCCGAGGCCCAUGAGAGGAGGGCGUAGUUGCAAGCCUACUUCUCCUUACAGGGCCUCCCGGCCCUCACUAGGUCAGAGGGCCCCUGGAGGAAGCAGCUGGCGCCUGGAGGUCCUGGAGGGAAGUGAUGUUCCUGGCCUGGUGCCGCCUGCAGCUGACGACCAAUAUCCGGAACCCUGAGUGAGGAUAGUGCCAGUGGACAGAACGGCCUGCGCCAGAAUGAAGGCACUCAGGGUUAUCCUCCUGGUCUUGCUGAUAAGUGGACAGUCAGCAGGGAGCAGGUGGGCACAAGAAGAAGAUGGUGACGCAGACUUGGGGUCAGAGAGCUACGGCUACGAUGACGACUACGAAGAGGAAGAAGAAGAGGAGACCAACGUGGUCCCGGGAAGCAGGGACAAAGAAUCCCUACAGUGCUACAUCUGCCAGUCGCUACAUAGUGGAGAGAGCUGCAACCAGACACAGAGCUGCUACCACAGCUACAACUUCUGCACCACAUUAGUCUCCCAUGGCAACACUGACAACGGUCUCCUGACCACCUAUUCGAUGUGGUGUACCGAUACCUGCAAACCCUUCACCAAGACUAUGUCAGGCACCCAAGUGAUCAAGACCUGUUGCCAGUCUAAGCUGUGCAAUAUUCCACCCUGGCAGAGCCCCCAAGUCCAGGACUCUCUGGGUGGCAUUGCACGUCCCACUGUGGAUGAUGGAACCAGAGAUCCUCAAGGUGGCAAGGUUGACCCUCCCCCGGUUGUCAAGGUUACCCCUCCUCAGAGUGAUGGGGCUAGCUCGCCCAAGGGUGACAGGGAUGGCCAGCCCCGGGGCAGUGGGGCAGGAUGCCCUCUAGGCUGGCCCAAAUUUGGCAAUACAGUCCUCCUGCUCAGCCUUCUCACUAGCCUACGGGCAUGAGGGGCCUGAAGACCUACCUUUCUCCUACCAGGAUACCCUGACCCCUCCCCCACAACCAGCUUCAGAGAAUAAACUUCAAUUUCUUUGGCAAUCCA